GGCAUAGUUAGUUGCUUGUGAAACGUACUUAGCCGUAGUCACCCUCCUUACCCCCCUCAACAACUGGCUCCUCGCUGAAUUUCUCUUCCUCACCUAGAAGCCGACCACCUAGGACGAGACAGAGAGCUAGCGACGACAUGGAGACGGAGUUUCAAUCCCGUGCUAAGGCCAGCUCGACGGCUACUUUUGCGGAAGACGUGAAUGGUGAGGGCUACAGCAGAGAUGACAGAGACCUAAUCAGGCUAGGGAAGAAUCCCGUAUUGAAGCGCAAUUUUGGGUUUAUGUCCAUCUUGGGCUUCUCUUGCACUGUCCUGAUCACAUGGGAGGGGAUGCUUAUAGUUUCUACCCAGAGCUUGGUGAACGGAGGUCCUGCGGGUGUUAUCUGGGGAUACCUUAUCGUUUGGAUUGGCACUCUCUCGAGUUUCACUGUACUAUCAGAGUUGGCUUCGAUGGCCCCAACCGCAGGUGGCCAAUAUCACUGGGUUGCGAUGCUAGCCCCGGACAGUUCGAGGCGCUUUUUAAGCUACAUAACUGGUUGGAUCACACUUACCGGCUGGCAAGCAGCCACUGCUUCUGCAGCAUACCUCACAGGAUCUCUUCUGCAAAGUAUUAUCAUCAUGUUGAAGCCGGAUUAUACCCCUCAACCGUGGCAGACUAUGCUAUUCUUUUGGGCGAUAGUAGGCUUCGCAGUGUUCAUAAACACCAUCGCGAGCAAGACCCUUGUUCAUUUCGAGAGGUUAAUACUUAUCUUACACAUCCUCGGAUUCUUCUCCAUCUUGAUUCCUCUUGUCUACCUUGCUCCCCAUGGGGACACUUCUCUCUUUACAACCUUUGUCAAUGAAGGCGGGUGGCCUACCCGGGGCUUGUCGUUCAUGGUUGGCCUACCGACCUCCGUAUUUUCACUCGUUGGUGCCGAUUCCGCUGUCCAUAUGGCCGAGGAGAUAAAAAACGCCUCAACUGUAGUGCCUCGAGCUAUACUUUUCAGCAUCGGACUCAAUGGCGCGCUCGGAUUUGCGAUGAUGAUCGCGUAUCUCUUUUGCCUAGGAGACCUUCAAGCUGUGUUAGAGUCGCAGGAAACACUAGGCUACCCUUUCUUAUUCGUGUUUCAAACCGGGACCAAUUCAACGCCGGGCGCGGCAGUGAUGGGUUUGAUAGUCGUAGUUCUUGGUUUAUGCUGCACCGUGAGCGUUCUAGCGUCAUCAUCGAGAAUGCUUUGGUCAUUCGCGAGGGACCGAGGAGUACCAAUUUGGAGGACAUUUGUCAAGCUUGAACGUCGCACAUCCAUUCCCAUUUAUACCAUCGCGUUUACAACAAUCGUCUCCGUACUCUUAUCUUUGAUCACGCUCGGCUCAAGUGUUGCUUUCAGCAAUAUUGUCAACCUCACUGUCGCCGGUUUAUAUUCCUCUUACCUGCUUAGCUGCAUGCUUUUGCUUUGGCGGCGUACUCAAACACAGGGAAUUAAACCAUACGACUUGCAUAUAUCCAGAGUUGGGCCCGGCAACCUUCAAUGGGGGCCGUGGCGUAUUCCAGGCAUACUAGGUGUACUUAACAACGCAUUUGCUUGUAUGUAUUUGUUGCUGUUGUGGUUUUGGUCAUUUUGGCCUCCAGCCAUGUCGGUUACACCGGAGAGUAUGAACUUCAACGUGCUGACGUUUGGAGCGGUGGUACUGUUUGCCGUUGCUUGGUAUGCCAUCCGAGCUAGGAAGGUUUACAUAGGUCCAAUUGUGGAGGUAACACUGUAAACCCGGAUGCCUGAAUCUUUCUUCCUAUGGGUCUGCGAUGACAACCCUCGGGUGAUGUAACAGAGAAGUGGUUGGGUGAUUUACACAGCUAGACGAUACGUAUACCUAGCUUAAAAGGGGGCUACUAACGUGCACCAUCCGCUCAAAGUCAAUGAAGCAAUAAGCCUUGAUCCGUUCUUUUGAAUUAUGGUCUGUCGGGGUUACGGAUUGACGUUCAGAUAAUCACAUGUACAAAUGCCGUAGCGAGAACGAAUCAGGACAGCGCUGAGCACAGCAGCUUGCGGCGUACUCUAAACCUGUCAGCAGUAUUGGAUGGAACAUCUCGCGAUUGGUACUGGAUUACGAAGCUUACUCUGAGUAGCUUAAGGAUUUCAUGUAAUGUGAUUGCUUUCACUGGCAAUUGCUCUGAUGUCAGCCAGUCAUCUUGAUCUUAUCAACAUCAGCCUCCCCCUGGUUUGGUGGAGAAGCUGACGACAUCAAUGGAACUGAGGGCUGUUCACUUCUCAGAAACACAAGCUAUGAAGGGCCAAAUUUAACAAUAUAGAGUCAAAAGCUAUCGUCACC
Molecule: messenger RNA, 2306 nt
Organism: Annulohypoxylon truncatum
Lineage: Eukaryota; Fungi; Ascomycota; Sordariomycetes; Xylariales; Hypoxylaceae
Product: putative GABA permease
Exons: 10
Coding region: 138-1742 (534 amino acids)
Biological process (GO): transmembrane transport
Cellular component (GO): membrane
Molecular function (GO): transmembrane transporter activity
Source: RefSeq, a predicted model, not a curated record